This is a messenger RNA of Serendipita indica DSM 11827, 993 nucleotides long. Lineage: Eukaryota; Fungi; Basidiomycota; Agaricomycetes; Sebacinales; Serendipitaceae. The record is from the annotation of a GenBank genome assembly.
AUGUUUUCCUCGUCAACAUACGCAGACAGAGCUCCAGAUCGCAGCUAUAGACGACCAGCAUUAGCACAUUCACAAGCUGCACUCAACUAUUCGACGCUCGGCCCAGGAGCGUCUACAAAUGCCCAGCAGCCUCUCGCUGCAAGUCAGUUACCGCCAGCCUGGUCAUCAACAUUUAAUCCGCAAAACUCGCUGGCUGCGUCGACACGUGAUGGAAGCGGCUACUUGCCUGGUUACUUGUUGAGCGCCUCUCAAGGCAUGUCUCUACCUGAAGGCGUUCAGAGAUACGAAGAUCCACCUCUGCUCCCCUCAAAAUCUUUACAUGUUGCUCCGGGAACCUUUGGAGCCGAAACUGGAGACCAACAUAUGUCCCGACAACAACCGCUAGACGAGGACGCACCGCCGACUCAAUCUGUACUCGACGAGUUGGAUACUAUUCCCACAAACCGAGACCCAUUUAAAACGCCAGCCCGUAAUAGGACACACCAGCGUUCGACCACGAACAAGGAAUGGCACGACGUGAUUGUGUUUGGCUUCCCCCAAGACAAAAUUUCAGCUGCCAUCAAGCUGUUUACGUCUAUUGGAGAGACACAGGAGCCCCAACCUGGUCCAGAGGGCGCCAACUGGUUCAAAAUCUCGUACAAGCACGAAUGGGAGGCGGCUCGAGCCGUACGCAAGAAUGGAGAGUUGAUGAACGGCCAAUGGAUGGUAGGCGUCAAAUGGGCGCAGGACGGAAAGGAUGGAUGGGCGACUCAGUCCUUGUACGGUCCACCAGCAGUAAUCCAAAAUCCAGAAGACGAGACUACGUCGCCGACAGUUACGCGACCAAAUCCCAUCGGACGACAAAUCUCACUCGAGCCGAGCUCUAGUGCAUUCAGGAUACAUCCAGGAAGCACGUCUGCCGCUGCAGGAGCAGAAGACUGGGCCUCUGCGCAUACAGCUGCAGCCACACCAGGAAAGCAGACAAAAGGCCUCUUUGGCCUCGUCGGAUGGUGA